CUUAUCUGAAAACCUCAACUACAGAGGGAUCAACAGUUUCAAAGCUGAACAUCUGUGAAAUAGUCAGAUUCAUUUCUCUGCUACAUUUUUCCUAUACAACACUAUGAUUUUUAGUGACUGAAGUAGACUUAAAAUGACAACAGCAAGUUGAAUUCAUAACUCUGACAAAGAACUUUAAGCAUUCUGUCAGAUCAUCAAAAUUCAUAAACCAGGAGACCCCUCAGACCCAUAGUGUCACUACCUGGAACACCAACCUAUAGAUUAGCCAAGGAACUACACCAAAGACUAAAACACCUAGUAGAAGACUCCUACCACUCCAUUCGCUCCACCCAAGAAUUCCUGAACACCAUCAAAGACACCAAGAUAGAAGAGGAUGAAAUAAUGGUCUCCUUUGACGUAACAGCCCUGUUCACAUCCAUUAACAUCAACCUGGCCAAAGAAACACUGACUACACUAUUAGAAGAACCGAAGACACAUACACCAGACACCACCAACCUCAUCAGCAAGGACAACAUCAUCAAGCUAGUGGACCUAUGCCUCACCACCCACUUCACUUUCAAUAACAAAACCUACAGACAAACCAACGGUACACCCAUGGGAUCUCCGAUAUCGGGGUUCUUAGCAGAGGCAGUAAUGCAGAGACUCGAACAAACAGCUCUGCCAAUCAUCCAACCCAAACUUUGUGUCCGCUAUGUGGAUGACACCUUUGUCAUCACUAAACAAAACAAAUUAGAGGAAACCUUCAAGACCAUCGAUAAUACCCUUAACUGGCAUAACAUUCACAAAAGAGGAGGAAAACAACAGCAAACUGCCAAUCCUAGAUGUCACAGUAGAGCGAACAGCCAAUGGGGAACUUCAAACCAGCGUCUACAGGAAAACAACACAUACAGACCAAAUACUGAACUACAGGAGCAACCAUCCCAACACCCACAGGCGAAGCUGCAUUAGAACAUUAUUCCAACGAGCCACCACACACUGCAGCACAGAGGAACUACGCAGAGCAGAGGAAAAUCACCUAUACAGCGUAUUCAAAAAGAAUGGGUACCCUAUGAACACAGUCCGCCGAUUCCUCAGCAACAAACCCAAACAAACAGACAAA
Stegostoma tigrinum is the source of this 1099-nucleotide messenger RNA. Its product is annotated as telomerase reverse transcriptase-like. The record is from RefSeq and is a predicted model, not a curated record. The transcript has 2 exons. Lineage: Eukaryota; Metazoa; Chordata; Chondrichthyes; Orectolobiformes; Stegostomatidae. Bases 382 to 948 code for a protein of 188 amino acids.